Molecule: messenger RNA, 5658 nt
Organism: Cynoglossus semilaevis (tongue sole)
Lineage: Eukaryota; Metazoa; Chordata; Actinopteri; Pleuronectiformes; Cynoglossidae
Gene: epb41l2
Product: erythrocyte membrane protein band 4.1 like 2
Exons: 23
Coding region: 205-3255 (1016 amino acids)
Biological process (GO): cortical actin cytoskeleton organization; actomyosin structure organization
Cellular component (GO): cytoskeleton; plasma membrane
Molecular function (GO): structural molecule activity; actin binding
Source: RefSeq, a predicted model, not a curated record
UUCACUGUAUUGGGCGGGUCUUGGAGGAUGAUGGACACGUCUGCUUUUAGCCAUGGUCAGAUUGUCGGAGUGGACUGACGCUGAGGAUUUUGGAAGCUGGGUCUGAGAGACACUAGAGAUUAUUUCUAAGAGGCAGCGCUUUUUUGUGUAAAAGAGUUCACUUAAAGUCAUCGCCGGGAACUUGCCACAGGUUGACUUGUCACCAUGACAACAGAAGUGAGCUCUGAGACAGAGGUGAAGGAGAAAGCUGAGGAGUCAGCUGCUCAGCUUGACCAACCGGAGAAGGCAACAGAGGAAACUCAGGAAGAAGUGAUUACGGAGGGAGAGGAGAAAGAGAAGGAGGAGAAGGAGAAAGAGAAGGAGGAGAAGGAGAAAGAAGGAAAAGAGGGAAAAGGAAUCUCCAAGUUCCUGCCAACAUGGCUUAAGAAGCCAAAGUCUCAGGCACAGGAGGCGCCACCCUCAGAGGAAGCCAUUAGUGCAGGCCAACAGGAAGGGGAGGGGCCUGUCCCAGAAGUGAAUGGUCACACAGAGGAAGUGGAAGAGAAGGAGACAGUAAAGUCAGAGCAAGUUAAGGAAACAGAAGCGGAAUCUCAUUCCAACGCCAGCGCAGACACUGAGCCUGCCAAGGAAGAAAGUGCAGAGAAAAGUCCUGAAAGGUCACAAGAGACAAAAGAAGAACAAGUGGAGGAAAAGGAAGGAAAAGAAGGAGGGCUUCGGGGUGGAGGUGGAGGAGUCGAAGGCCAAACCUCUAUCUUCCAGUCUCCUCUACGUCUGGUGAGGAAGGCCAAGAUGAAGCUGGUGGUGUGUCAAGUGGCUCUACUGGAUGGAACGGACUUCACCUGUGAGGUGGAGAAGCGUGCCAAAGGUCAGUACUUGUUCUUCAAAGUGUGUGAGCACCUGAAUCUUCUGGAAAAAGACUACUUUGGACUGACAUACAAGGACAACCACGAGCAAAAGUGUUGGUUGGAUCCAAUGAAGGAAAUAAAGCGGCAGAUACGCAGCAACAACUGGCAGUUUUCCUUCAACGUCAAGUUCUACCCUCCUGACCCGUCGCUGCUCAGUGAAGACAUAACCAGGUACCUGUUGUGUUUGCAGCUCCGUGAAGAUGUAGCCACCGGUCGACUGCCGUGCUCUUUCGUCACUCACGCUCUGCUGGGAUCGUACACGUUGCAGGCAGAAUUUGGUGACUAUGACCCAGACCAGCCUCGACCUCUGGACUAUAUCAACCAGCUCAACAUUGCACCCAGUCAGAACAGAGAGAUGGAGGAGAAGAUAUUUGAACUCCACAAGUCUCACAGGGGAAUGACACCAGCACAGGCCGACACGCAGUUUCUGGAAAAUGCCAAGAAACUGUCCAUGUACGGAGUGGACCUGCACCCCGCCAAGGAUUCCGAGGGCGUGGACCUCAUGCUGGGCGUGUGCGCCAACGGACUCCUGGUUUACAAAGACAGACUUCGGAUAAAUCGUUUUGCUUGGCCCAAAAUCCUCAAAAUUUCAUACAAGAGGAACAACUUCUACAUUAAGAUCAGGCCUGGAGAGACGGAGCAGUUUGAGAGCACGGUGGGAUUCAAACUCCAGAAUCAUCGCUCUGCCAAGAAGCUGUGGAAGGUCUGCGUGGAGAACCACAGCUUCUAUAGGUUAAACGCACCAGAACCUCCAACCAAGGCACGUUUCCUGACUCUGGGCUCCAAGUUCCGCUACAGUGGAAGAACCCAGGCUCAGACCCGUCUGGCCAGCUCCCUCAUAGACCGACCUUCUCCCACUUUUGAACGCACCUCAUCAAAACGCAUCAGUCGCAGUGUGGAUGGAGCGCCAAUGAUCAGCAUAACGGACGUUGAAAGGGACACAGCCGAGAAUGGACGUGAGCAUCGCCUGGAUCUCCACUCAGACUCUAAGAGUCCAUUGAGAGUGCAUGGGGACAAUAUAUAUGUGAGGCACAGUAAUUUAAUGUUGGAGGAUCAUGAUAAGACCCAAGAUGAGGUUCUGAAACACCAAGCUAGCGUUAGCCAGCUAAAACGCUCCUUUAUGGAGGCGCCUCCUGCCUCGCCUCCUCAAUCCAACCAGUGGGAGAAACGUCUCACCUCCUCCCCUGCUACAGCAGUACGUUUUCAGCAGCAACAAGUGAUUAAUGCACCCAGUGCGGAGGCAGCUGCAGCUGAUUGUACGAGCUCUGAUACCAAAGAACCUACAAAGACGGCCGACGUUGAAAUUGAGGAAACCAUUGUCGUCCAAGAGGUUUCCAAAGCAACCCAACCUGCACUUGUCACUGUUGCAGUCGACUCACCUGCCAUUCCACCCGCAAAGCAGGAGACCAGGGAGCAGGAAGUGAAGGUGCAGGAGGAAGCAGUGGUGCCAAAAGAGGCUGCCACAGCAAAACAGGAGAGUGUGUCGUCUGAGAGCGAGAGCGAAGAUGAAGCCGAGUAUCACCCAAAUGUCUCUGCGUCCACACAUAUGCCAGAGGUAAAGGAAGAGGAGGAAGAGGAAGACAAGGUAGAGGAAGACAAAAUGGCGGAUGAGAACAUGUCUGCUCCUGUUGUUGCUUCUCUUCCUGUUGAAAUCACUAAAGCAGCAGAAGAUGUCUGCAAAAAGGAAGAGGAAUCUAAGAGAGAGGAGGGACAAGGAGGUGUCAAGAGAAACGCAGAAAAGGAAAUGGAAGUUGGAAGAGAAUCAGAGGAAAGCACAGAGGAACCAAUGAUGACUCCUGAAGAGGUUCCUAAUGGUGUGGCCCUGGCCGAGGAUGCUGUGAUUGGAUUGGUCGGCCAUGCAGAAAAGCAGGAGCCCAAAAUGAACGGAGAAACUCUCCUGGUCGAACCUCGGCCACAGGUUAUUUGUUGCUCUGAGCCACCUGUGGUAAAGACAGAAAUGGUGACUAUUUCAGACACGUUUGCAGCCCAGAAAACUGAGAUAGCAACAAAAGAAGUGCCCAUCGUACACACGGAAACCAAGACCAUCACAUAUGAAGCAGCUCAGUUGGACGGUAAUGGUGAUGGUGAGCCAGGUGUGUUGAUGACUGCUCAGACAAUCACCUCUGAAUCUCUGUGUACGACCACGACCACACACAUCACCAAGACAUUGAAGGGUGGCCUGUCAGAGACGAGGAUUGAGAAGCGGAUUGUCAUCACUGGUGACUGUGACAUCGACCAUGACCAGGCACUGGCCCAGGCCAUUAAGGAAGCCAAAGAGCAGCAUCCUGACAUGUCUGUCACCAGAGUGGUGGUUCAUAAAGAGACUGAACUGGCUGAGGAGGAGGAUUGACAGAACUGACGGACGAACCACGUCUGUCGUCUCUUACGUUCAUCGACCUUCAUCAUCCUUGAAUAACUGACCUUGACUGACUGAAGAGCUGCAGAACGAGGGCGUCGGCAGACCUUCUCCGUCAGUCUAGCUUUUACACACAUACAUGUACUUGGUGGAUCGACAGUCAGUCUCUCUCAGACCAACUAAAAGAAUAAAUCACAUCCUCUCUGUGUUUGGGGAAAAUGGAACAGAACCACUUAAUUAGCGUAACAUUUCUAGUGUGUUUUUGUUUUUUUUAAUAGUACGGUUUUGUUUCUUUAACAGAUUGUUUUACAAAGAUAGUGUUUGUCGUAUAUUACAAAAAUCAAUUUUUAGGGAGGCACUGAUGAGCAUUGGUGUGACAUUUGUACUUCACUCGAACUAUUCGCCUGUAAUUACAGCCUAGGAUGUCCAUUAUUUUUCCAGACACAAGAAAAAAACUGUGGACAACAGAUUUUUUUUUCCAGUUUCAAAUGUGUGUGCACACUUUUGAUAUUGGAUGUAUUUACCCACAGAGACGAGGGUACAUUUUACUGCCCCUCUGCUCAUUCAAUGUUGGUGUCGAUGAACAAAUGCUUUACCUUUUUUUACAGUACUAUUUUUAGGGUCACACUAACGGUACUUGGUUUGUAAACGCGUUAACAGUCAAGCACACGUCACAAACCAGACGUAACAUUUUACUUUUUAUAAAAACUCCCAACCUGUUAGGUUAACUCUUUCAGGACAAAAAUACCCAGAUUAAUCUUCUUUGUACUUGUUAUGUCGUACUUUUACUUUAUAAAUAGUUUAUUUUUGACCCACAGUGUGAUGGCGGCUAUAAUCCAGUUCUUAUUUAUUGAACUGUUAUGAUCAUUCCUAUUGGACCACAGGGAACAAAGGCAACAUCAAUCAGACUUUUGAUUGCGAGAGAGGACGAGUAGACACACGGAUAUUUGGGAGAUUGAGGCGACAAUGGGCAACAUUGACCUUUGUCUAAAUGGGAGUCAAAAGAAAAUAUACAUAUAUGUUGUUUUUUUAAUGAUGGCCCACUUUUUAUCUUUUAUUUAUCUUGUGGGCCUUUAUCCAUUUUAAAACUCGAAACGAAACAAAAUACGCAAAUAAAUUCAUGAAUUCAUGUUCGUACACAGAUCCUGAAAUGAGGAUCUUGGGCUGUAACCUUAAGGCCUUCCUGGUCUUUAAUUACAGAUUUGCAAAACUUAACUUUUGGUCUUAGUUUGAAUUUUACUACAAUUUAUAUAGUUAUUUGAAUUGUAGCAAGAAAUUCUGCUAAAAAAAAUUGGGAGGUAAAAAAAUCAACUUUUUUCUAGGGCACAUGUAGACAGAAGGUCGCUGUAUUGGUAGCUUAGAGUGUGAUGUCAUCAGACUGAGCUCUGCUCAUACAGGACUUCUAGGUUAGACUUUGUGACUCACUCUGUGACAGUUUUCACUGCAGAUAUUUAAUGUUUCAAACGUGAAAUGGUAUCUUUUAGAGAGACUGACAGAUUUAGAUUGAAGUGUAACAGAUUAAAGGGAAAGUGCACCACACACUACAAAGUGCUAUUAAAAUCCCCUGAAUUGAAUCAUGUUUUAUUUUAGUGUUUUGUUCCUUCUCCCCCUUUACUCUAAUGUUCACUAUGAAACAACAAGUGAAAACUGGUUAUCUGGUAAUGAAAGAAGUGGCACAGAUUCAUCCCAGACACAUUCCACCUGAACCAGCCUGGAUUAGCCUUCAUCAUCCUCUGUGACUGGAUAAAAACACUUCCUAAAGUAUUGUGAGAAACACCAGACAUGGCUAAAUACCACUUUCCCCUCAGCUUUUAACGUUUUAGAUCGUUUUGUCUGUAAACUGAGGAACAGUGAGAUGAUGGAGAGGUAGGCUGGAACGCUCCAGUCUGACAUUCCAGACAAGAGCAAACUUCUGACUCUGUUUAAGGACCAAGCAGCAGAAAGAAUGGGAGUCGAACCCAGCGGUGUUAGGCAGCUUUGCAAAACUAAAAAAGUGGAAUCUGUUUUGUCCUCUCUCUUGAGUAUUUAUAAGAUGAAAAAAAUAAAACACCAUUUGAAUGUUUCUAGUUUCAGCUUCAGUCAAAUCCUGGACUCUCUUCUGUCCAGUCACAGCAGCCUUGAGGCAGUGAGGUUAGUUUUUACAAAAUGUGGUAAUAUUUUACACUUUUUAUAUGACGAACUAUAGGAAAAAAGUUGGUUAAAUUUAAGGAAGAUAACGCAACCCAGUGGCAGCUGACAGUCAGGGACCCGACAUUAAAUCAUCUGACGUCCAUAACAUCACGACCUUUGUAUAACCAGUGCACAUUCUUCGCACUCAGGCCAAAGUUUAGACAAAGGAGAUGAUACAAAAGGUUAAAACCAGCGUUGUUUAGUUCCUUUUUUUCUUACAAGCAGUUG